This is a messenger RNA of Nematostella vectensis (starlet sea anemone), 2149 nucleotides long. RefSeq lists its product as uncharacterized. Lineage: Eukaryota; Metazoa; Cnidaria; Anthozoa; Actiniaria; Edwardsiidae. The coding region runs from base 48 to 1703 and encodes 551 amino acids. The transcript is spliced from 6 exons. The record is from RefSeq and is a predicted model, not a curated record.
UCUUGGGGAAGUAUCUCGUUUAGUUUGAACAAGGUGGGAUCACUAGAAUGGAGAUCCAAAUCUGGCGCACCCAUGCGCUGGCGUUAGCAUUUGCCUUGUUGCUCAUCACUCUGAUUACAGUAGAGUCACGACGAAGCUUCUAUAGCUCGUUCACCGGGCUCUCUUUCGUCACCCACGACAAUCUACUUGUUUCUCCUCCGAAAGACCGUCCCCAAGAGAAGCGCGCUGUUGACGAAGAUGGAUGUCUGUAUGCAUGUGUCCGAACACCUUGGUGUGUGUCCAUCAAUGUCAAUCAUACAGCUAUCACAAAGGGUGGAGGACCAGCCUGCCAGCUUCUCUCCAUUGACAAAUUUUACUCAAAGAGACACGUACAGAACAAGACAGGGAUAAAGCACUUCAGCAUCGCAAAGUCGAGCUGCGAGUCACUUCCAUGCAAGAAUAACGGCAGCUGUGUGUCUCUAUACGACAGACAAGACUUCAAAUGCGAGUGUGUGCCGGGAUGGAAGGAAAAAACUUGCUCAAAAGAAAUCCCAACCUUCUUGGACGUCCUCAGCUCCUCCAUUUUUGAGAAUCAUGGCAACACAAGCUAUUUCGAGGCAUUGAUUGGCUUCGUCAAAACAAAUAGUGACCAAAAAAAUGAAAGUGCUAGCGGCUGGAAGAAGUGUUUCUGGCUUGAAAGAGACGGAAUGAAUGAUACUGCCUUUCACUCUGGAUGCGACAAAAAAUCUGUAACCAUAACAAUCGCCCGUGUCGGCAAAUAUAUCUUUGGAGGCUAUUCGGACAAGCCAUGGGGAGAGGGUAAAUGGAUCAAAUCCAACCACUCUUUCAUCUUCUCUUUGUUCAAUAUCUACGGUUUCAAUCCUCUCAAGCUAUCUCUUAACAAGUCUGUUAACCCAUUGGCUUAUUCGAAUUUUGGUGGAAUACUAGGAGCUGAACCUGGUUACGGCCCUGUGUUUGGAAGCGACCUAAUAUUCUCUCUCGGGACAAAGGAUAAGUCCUUUGCGUCACCUUCGAUAUAUGAUUUGCCACCCACAUGCACAUACUCUUAUGCUGAGGUAUGUGGAACCUGCUGCAAAUUCUAUACCGGGGUUUACCUAUUCAACUUGGAUGAUCUUGAAGUCUUUUACCAGCUUCCACCGCGGUUGGAUUCCUCAAUCCUAAAAAACGAACGUGAUGUGUAUGCCCAGGCUUUGCUAGAAUACCUAGAUUCAGUCAAAACCUCAAGCACAAGCCGAUGGCUCAAGUGUUGGCGGGCGACCACAGAUGGAUGGAGUUCUGCGUCAUUCCGCUCUGGAUGUAACGGGAGAGGACCGUCAGUCACUAUUGUGCGAGUUGGCAAGAUGGUGUUUGGUGGAUACACUGAUGUACCAUGGACAAACGUGCCUGGAUAUCGAUCCUCGUCAAAAUCUUUCUUGUUUACACUCUAUAACACCAAUGGCUUGGACCCCCAAAAGACCGCAAUCAAGUUACAAAAUACGGCUGUAGAGCAUCAGCCGAGUACGUCAGCUGCAGGUCCCAUAUUUGGUGUCGGACCGGACCUGGGUAUCUACCUCAAUACUGAUAGAGUCUCCAAGACCGGAAACGUCAUUUCGUACCAAGCCCCACGCGGCUGUACAUACGGCAUGCCUUGUGCAUUAUGGGCUAGCACGGUCACGUUCAAGCCAGAUGAAGUGGAGGUCCUCGUAGAAGUAGAAUUCAACUAGUGUGCUUCGAAAGUUAGAGGACUACCUCUUAUGAAAGGGUAUUGAAGAAUUAUAGAAACUCCAAAUUGCAAGAUAAACAGAAUCAUUGAAGCUUUGCGCUUUUUAGUUGUUGCAAAAGUUAGCCUUACUUAAACUUAAAUCACCUUAAAUUCGUGUAAAAAUAGCAACUAUAUCAUUUACCGCAUCGUUGUUCUGGAUUUUGUGAUUGGUGUAAACGUAAGUUAGAAUACAAUUCGUCGUUCGAAUCCAAGCGACCCUAAAAAUCCGUUAUUGAGUUGUGAAUUAAAUUUGUUCAGAUUUAGUUAGAAAUAGCACAACCUUUGAUUAUGACUGUUAAGGAUACUAGACUAUGAGGUAUUUUAGGUAUCCAAACAGUUUCCAACAUUGUAGCAAUCGUUUAAAAAAAUAAUCGUAUUCAUUGAUUAUUAAAAUGCAGGCACAAAUGU